Messenger RNA from Paraphaeosphaeria sporulosa, 624 nucleotides. RefSeq names its product Phox-like protein. Bases 1 to 624 code for a protein of 207 amino acids. The transcript has 4 exons. Gene Ontology annotation, cellular component: endosome. The record is from RefSeq and is a predicted model, not a curated record. Lineage: Eukaryota; Fungi; Ascomycota; Dothideomycetes; Pleosporales; Didymosphaeriaceae. Gene Ontology annotation, molecular function: phosphatidylinositol-3-phosphate binding.
AUGGAGUCCCGUGAUGCACCAGCCAGAGACGAACCCGCCACUGCCACUGCCGCUGCCCGUCCAGAGCGCAGCUCCAUAGUCCCGCCCUACUGGCAGCGGCACGAGCGCAAUGCAAGCCGCCAGAGCUCCUACUCGGUCGAGGCGCGCGACCCCAUCCGCCUCGAGGACCACACCGACGAGGGCUCAGAGCAGUGCAAGGCGCUCUGGGCCAAGCAUGUCACCAUUGAUGAUUACGUCGUCGUUGGGAGCGGCACCACGCCUGCCCUGGGCGCUUAUGUCGUCUGGAACAUAACCGUGGACACACUAAAUGUGAGUGCAGUAGUCGCCCCAAGCUCGUCUCCAUGCUGCCUGGGGCACUCGACUGACCCGUCCUUCGACCAGGGGAGUCCCAUGAAGAUAAUCAAGAGGUACUCUGACUUUGACGACCUGCGGCAGAAGCUGGUGCAGACAUUCCCCCACCUGGUGGGCGCAAUGCCGCCGUUGCCACCCAAGUCUAUCGUCUCGCGCUUUCGCUCCAAGUUUCUGGAGAAGCGGAGAGUUGGCCUCGCACACUUUCUCAACUGCAUACUGCUUAAUCCCGAGUUCGCCGGCUCGCCCGUCCUGAAGGAGUUUCUGUUCGAAUAG